AUGGGUUUCGCAGAUGUUUUAUUGACAUGUUCUUUUAUUACGUUCGUUGUAGUUUGUGGAUUCUCUGGAUUUUUGGUGAUCCUAAGUUUCUGCUUUCGUGAUAAGCAGGGCCUUCUUUUGUAUUAUCCUGAUACCCCACCCGAUAGCCGAUUUUUCUGCGAUAGUCCUCUAGAUAGAGGAAUGAAUAACUCUGAAAGAGUGCAUAUACGUACAGGAGAUGGUGUAACAUUGCGUGGUUUUCUCAUGUGGUCCUCAGGUGAGCAACAACAACAACAACAACAACAACAAGAUCAAUAUCAAGAUCAAUUGGGAGUAUUGCGGGGAUUGGAAUCCUCAAGAAGUUACAGUUCAUCAUCUAGUUUUGGACUUGGAUGUAAUGUUUCUGCCUCUUCUCCUUUAGAGAGUUCUUGUCCAGUAAAACCACACUUUGUUAUUAUAUAUUUUCAUGGAAACGCUGGGAAUGUUGGACAUCGUAUACCCAUCGCAGCUUUACUUACUUCAAGGUUUCCAUGUGCAGUUCUUAUGAUAGAUUAUCGUGGUUUUGGUCAUAGUGACUCUGUUACUCCGACCGAAGAAGGUUUAAAAAUGGAUGCUCAAGCUUGUUUAGAGUAUGUUUGGCAUAAUCCAUGUUUUCCAAGAAAACGAAUUUUUAUAUUUGGAACAAGUUUAGGUGGAGCUGUAGCUAUUAAUUUAGCAUCACAACCGGGGAAUUCAAGACGUAUCGCUGGAGUAAUUGUUGAAAAUACUUUUACUUCUAUUAGCGAUAUGAGUUCCGUUUUAGCUCGUCUCGUUUGUGAACGUUUUGUUCCACGAUUUUCUUUUUUAUGUUUUUCUAUAUUUCAGUAUUAUUUGAGACCUUUGUGUCUUCGCAUUGGAUGGAGGAGUAUUGAUGCGGUAAAAAAUGUAAAGGCACCUAUGCUUUUUCUUUCUGGUUUAAGGGAUGAAAUUGUACCAUCACAACAAAUGCGAGAACUCUAUGCUACGGCAUCAAAAUCUAUGUCUUUGCGUAGAUUUGUAGAGUUUGCAGAAGGGACGCAUAAUACUAUGCCUUUACUUAACGGAUAUACGGACGUUAUUGAUGGCUUUAUACGCGAGGUUUUUGAAUCUGAACCAGAGAUAGUAUAA
Trypanosoma theileri is the source of this 1125-nucleotide messenger RNA. Its product is annotated as putative Bem46-like serine peptidase, putative,Serine peptidase, Clan SC, Family S09X. The transcript has a single exon. Gene Ontology annotation, molecular function: palmitoyl-(protein) hydrolase activity. Bases 1 to 1125 code for a protein of 374 amino acids. Gene Ontology annotation, cellular component: membrane. The record is from RefSeq and is a predicted model, not a curated record. Lineage: Eukaryota; Euglenozoa; Kinetoplastea; Trypanosomatida; Trypanosomatidae.